This is a messenger RNA of Mollisia scopiformis, 1455 nucleotides long. RefSeq lists its product as uncharacterized. The record is from RefSeq and is a predicted model, not a curated record. Lineage: Eukaryota; Fungi; Ascomycota; Leotiomycetes; Helotiales; Mollisiaceae. The transcript is spliced from 3 exons. The coding region runs from base 1 to 1455 and encodes 484 amino acids.
AUGGCACCUCAACGUGGCCCGACGAAAAGGACAGAAAAGCGACUGGUUUUGUGUUUUGAUGGCACGAGCAAUAGAUUCAAGGGAAAUGAGACAGAUACCAAUAUUGUGAAGAUUUAUGAGAUGCUGGACAGGAACAUACCAGAUCAAUUUCAUUAUUACCAACCUGGCAUCGGCAGUUAUGUGGAAGGACAAAUGUCCAACUCCUCUGGUGGGAACAUUUUCACGAGAGCGAGGGGUUUGAUUUCAACCUCAGUGGAUUCUGCCUUUGGUACAUCUUUUGUACAGCACGUCAUCGCAGGGUACCGGUUUCUCAUGCGUUAUUGGAAUGAAGGGGAUAAGAUAUACAUAUUUGGGUUCUCGCGUGGAGCUUACACAGCGCGUUUUCUGGCAGAGAUGCUGUGCAAUAUUGGACUCUUGUCUUGCGGCAACGAGGAGAUGAUACGCUUCGCUUGGUCAACCUUUAGCGAUUUUCAGACGAAUCGUUCCAAGGACCCCAGUUUCAAGGCGUUCAUGGAGAAGUUCAAAGAAACUUUCUGUCGUGGUGCUGUUAAACCGCACUUUCUGGGCCUCUUCGAUUGCGUCAAUAGUGUUGGCCAAUUUGACAUCCCUCUGUUCCGAACCUCUCUACCAUAUAUGCCUAUGUCACCAGCAAAGCAUAUUCGUCAUGCUAUUGCAAUCCAUGAAAGGAGAUUGAGAUUCAAGUCUGCGCACUUUUUAUUCGAUCUAAAAGCGCCGAUCAAAGAUGAUAUCAAAGAAGUGUAUUUUGCAGGGAAUCAUGGCGACGUCGGUGGUGGAUGGAGUUGUAAUGGAGAGAAGUAUCUUCUGUCAGAUAUCACACUUAGAUGGAUGGUGCAAGAGGUGCUGGAUCUGCCAGACACUGUAAGCUUAUCCAGUAAUCUUGCGUACCGGAAUCUCAAUGCCACAAAACCUAUCAGAGAAGGGCCAUACCAUUUCAGAGAUUUGGUACACGAUUGCUUGCCAUUUGGUGGAGGCUCAGGCUGGUUUGAAGUAUUGGCAUGGUGGAUCGUUGGUAAGUGGACAUUCUUGGCCUUAUCCAAGCAACUGAGCACUAAUAACAAUCAAGAGUGGGUCCCUUUCUCAUACGGCUACAUCAGUGACGGAAAAUGGGUUUCACGGCAAUUGCCUCCUAAUCUAGGAUCAAGACGUGACAUUCCAGUCGGUGCAGAUAUUCAUCCUUCAGUCAUGAUGAUGAACCGUGCAGGCGUUCUGCCAGAAGAUCAAAUGCCGAGGAUGGGAGGAGAGGAACUAUAUAACGCUCAGAAGCCUCUCUCGUUUCUUAGACCUCUGAUCAAGGUGCCUAAAACUAAGAAGCCGAAACCAGAUGAAAUCAACGCUCUUCGCAGCGGAGAGAGUUUGGAUAGUGAAGAGUCUGGAAACAGAUGGUCAUUUGACCGGAUGAUGGAAAUUGGGGCCAAAACAUGGGACUUGUUGUAA